AUGGAUAGGACUGUGCAGCAGACCGAUUACGAUGCCCUCUCAUGUCGCAUGGCGGCUAUAACACGGGGAUACUUACCCAGCCAAAAGCAGAUUGAGCAGUGCGGGUACGAAGGCUACACAGAGGUGCACGUUGAAUACUGCAACGUGUUGCGGCGGCUAAGCAGGCGGCUUUAUUCACGGGUGCAGAAGGCAUGCACCACACUACUGCCGGUGAUGAACUAUGGGUCAUUUGUGCGUACGGUUUCAGUUGACGUGGAGCUGCAUAAGUAUGUAGCAGGCUUUGGCGGGCGCGCCCAGGUCGUGAACCUAGGCUGUGGAUCAGACCUAAGAAUGUGCAUGUUGCUGGAGCGCUAUCCGGAACUGCACUAUGUAGACGUGGAUUUUGCGGAAACUGUAAAGAUGAAGCGCGAAGUGCUGAUGCAAAGCGCUGAAUUGUGUCGGCGGAUAGGCGCGAGCAGCACAUCUCCUCAGGAGCAGGAUUGUGUCCUACACGGACCCCGCUAUAGACUCCUUGCAGGUGAUCUCCGCGACACGGGCGCCUUGCUUGAAUUGUUACAGAAACACACAGACGCUGACCUGCCAACGGUUGUCAUCACGGAGUGCGUGUUAUGCUACUUGCCGCGUGAAGCAGCACAGGCGUUGAUCAGGGAAGUCUGCGGAUUCUAUAAAUCCGGUUCAUGGAUCAGCUAUGACCCAAUUGGUGGCGGACAGCGGGAAGAUCGGUUUGGAAGUAUAAUGCAGAGCAAUCUGAGAGAGUUCAGGCAGCUCGAACUGCCGACUCUAAUGGAGUUCAAUUCUAAAGAGAAGUAUUCUGCGCGGUUUCCGGCGCCCUCGAACAUCCAGACCAUGUGGGAAUACUACAUGACGGACAUUUCAGAGGACGAGAAGCGGAAGCUAAAGACCUUGCAGUUUUUGGACGAAGUCGAGGAACUAGAGAUCCUGCUAUCACAUUACGUAAUCUUAGUUACGUCUUGGUAG
Eremothecium gossypii ATCC 10895 is the source of this 978-nucleotide messenger RNA. RefSeq names its product leucine carboxy methyltransferase (gene PPM1). NCBI's taxonomy places the organism in Eukaryota, Fungi, Ascomycota, Saccharomycetes, Saccharomycetales, Saccharomycetaceae. The transcript has a single exon. Gene Ontology annotation, biological process: C-terminal protein methylation. Bases 1 to 978 code for a protein of 325 amino acids. Gene Ontology annotation, molecular function: protein C-terminal leucine carboxyl O-methyltransferase activity. The record is from RefSeq and is marked provisional.